Messenger RNA from Miscanthus lutarioriparius, 651 nucleotides. Lineage: Eukaryota; Viridiplantae; Streptophyta; Magnoliopsida; Poales; Poaceae. The record is from the annotation of a GenBank genome assembly.
AUGGCCGCGUCGCUGCUCGUGCUCGCCGUGGCGUUCCUUGUUGGCGCUGGCUCCGGCGGCAUCGAUGGGGGCGCAGCAGCCCCCGUGGAGGCGGAGGGCUCCGAGGUGACCUACGGGAGUGUGAUCAAGCUGAUGCACGAGAAGACGAAGCACCGUCUGCACUCGCAUGAUGUGCCCUACGGCUCAGGCAGUGGUCAGCAGUCUGUCACCGGCUUUCCUGAAGGCGAUGACUCAAAUAGCUACUGGAUCGUAAGGCCUACUCCAGAUUCAUCGUCUAAGCAAGGUGAUGCCAUCGAAACUGGUGGCAUCAUCAAGUUGCAACACAUGAGGACACGGAGGUGGUUGCACAGUCACUUGCACGCUUCACCGUUAUCUGGUAACCUUGAGGUUAGCUGUUUCGGUGGGGAUGAAUUGUCAGAUACUGGUGACUAUUGGAGGCUAGAAAUUGAAGGAAGUGGAAAAGUAUGGAAAAGGGAUCAAAAGGUACGACUUAGUCAUGUGGACACUGGAGGCUAUCUGCAUAGUCACAACAAGAAGUACAAUCGCCUUGGUGGUGGGCAGCAAGAGGUCUGUGGUGUCCGAGAGAAGCGGGCUGAGAACAUUUGGUUGGCAGCAGAGGGUGUUUAUCUCCCAGUUAACGGAAGCAAGUGA